CAGCGUGUCACUGCGCCUAUUGUGAGUCCUGAACUGCUCCGGUUGUUGUGGAUGAAGCGGCGCUCCAUGGGACCGUCAGCUCCUCUCUCUCUGCUCUGUUAUGGCCUGCAUCGAGGUCCAAACACCAACCGUCUGCAGGGUUCUUCAGCUCAGACUUCAGCAGAGACGCACUCGGGAGCAGCUCGUGGAGCAGGGCAUUAUGCCACCACUGAAGACUCCUGCUGCCUUUCAUGAACAGAUACGAAGCCUUGAGAGAGCCAGGACUGAGAAUUUCCUGAAGCACAAGAUUAGUAGCAGACCCGAGCGCGCUGAGCUGGUCCGCAUGCACAUCCUCCAAGAGAGUCAGGCAGAGCCGUCGCUGCAGGCCACACAGAUGAAGCUCAAAAGGGCUCGUCUGGCUGACGACCUGAACGAGAAGAUUGCACAGAGGCCUGGUCCGAUGGAACUGGUAGAGAAGAACAUCCUGCCUGUAGACUCCAGCGUGAAAGACGCCAUCAUCGAAAGUGAGGUGAGCAACCAAAAGACCCUGGCUGUGUAUAAUGAUGAGGACAGCAGCGAAGCUGUGUCUCCGGAGGAUCCGGCCAGUCAGGAAGCUCAGUGCUCUGUCCCAUCACCCAGAGAGGCCAAACUGCCAGAGAUCUCCUCUGCUACUCUGACCGCUGGCUCCAACCUCCAGCCCUGUCCACCUCAGAGCCAGAGCUCAGAGUUACUCAGUCAGACAUCAGCAGAGGAUCAGACAAACACUCAGCCCGUAACUCCUGCUCAGCCAGUCUCCACCGCUCACCCUGUCAAAUCGGGCCUUACCCUUGUGAAGCAAAGCCAACCCAAGCUUCCCAGUGAAAAAAGUCGAAGCAAAAAGAGCAAGGAACCCAAGCCGAGGGUAAGGAAGCUCAAAUACCACCUGUAUAUUCCACCAGACCAAAAACAGGAGCCCAGUGAGGCCCCGAUGGACUCGGCCUAUGCACGAUUGCUUCAGCAGCAGCAGCAGUUUCUCCACCUGCAGAUCCUUAGCCAGCAACAGCAACACUACAACUAUCAAACCAUUCUACCUGCACCUUCACCUUUCAGGCCUUUGCCUAAGGUUCUUAGCAGCUGUCCUAACGGAGCCGUUGGAAACAGCAAAGUGUCCCUGCCCAGUGUUAUGCCUGGAGUCGGCAACAACAGCGUCAACAACUGCAAGCGUGGCCCUCGUCCUGCGAACCUAGACGAAAUGAAGGUGGCUGAACUUAAAAUCGAGCUGAAGCUGCGUGGUCUCCCUGUAUCUGGCACUAAAACAGACCUUAUCGAGAGGCUCAAACCCUACCAGGAGAGCUACAAGGUCACCAUCACUCAACAGACUGAGACCAAUGGCAUCAUUGCUCCACUGGCUAAUCAGAAGACAGAAAGCAUAAGCAUGACUCCCCCAGUGUCUCCAGUGCACUCAGAGGUUUCCACUGCGAGUAUGGAGGAGAGCAGCGACAGCAAAACCCUGGCUGCCGCAUCUCCAUCCAUCAUGAAGACAGAAGAUACAUCAGUGGAGGCGCCAGUACCUGAUAAAGAUCAGAGCCUGUAUGAGAAAGAGCGCCAGAUAGAAGAGUUGAUUCGCAAGCUGGAGCAGGAACAGCGUCUGGUGGAAGAGCUCAAGAUGCAGCUAGAGGUGGAAAAGAGGAAUCAGCAGGGAGUGGCGCAGCAGCAGAAGCAGGGUGAACCUGAAACUCUUAAUAGGAUAAAAGAGGAGUGCGAUGCUUUCUCCAGCUGUAGCUCCACUCUGGAAAAGGAAGAGUCACAGGAGCAGGGACAGCAUUUCUUCAUUGCUACAGCAGGCAUGCAGGCCUCCCAAACCAUCCUCAACUCUCAACCAGAGCAACAUAUCCUUCCCAAACCCAUCCAUCUUCAACAGACGCGUCCGGAUGUCCAAACCACAGUGUCCGUCUUGGCUCAAACAGAGAGUCCAGCAUUUCAGCAGAACACAAAUCCAACACAGGCUGCACCUCAAAUAAUAUCCGUGUGCAGCAGCUCUGGCCCGGGUGUACAGCUGGGGCAGGAGCAGCAAAGGCCUGAAGUGGCUCAGUCCUCUUCACCUAGACACAGUCCUCCAAAUGGAUUCAACACCAAACCAACUUCUCCCUGCCAGCCCACUUACAUCCUUCCACCAUCUCCAUUCAGCAACCAUCACAGCCCCAAGAACAAAGACCCUCCUCGCUAUGAGGAGGCUGUCAAACAGACUAGAGCACUUCAGGCUACUAUGCAGAUCCCCACCGCUGUCAGUCAGCACAUGGACGACUUGUUUGACGUCUUGAUUGAGAGUGGAGAAAUCUCUCCCCUGCUCCGACAUGAUCCUCACUCUCCGGAGAAACUUCUGCCUGUGACUGCCAGCGUCACCACUCUUCCCAUCAACACUGCACUGUCUCGUCCUCCACCUCAAGUCCACGUGGCCCAUAUGCCCAGUCUCGUGGCACUGGCCUCAGAUCACCAGCUGGAGGCUCUACUGGACGGAACGCUGGCACCCAACACAGAGCCUCGUGCUCUCCGCCUCAUGGAGGAACUGCACAGCCGGUUGUUUGAGUCACCCCCUUCACCUAUGGACACCAGCGAGCUGAGAUUUUCCACUCCGCCACCCCCAUCGCUCCAGCUGCACGACACCAACCUGGACAACAUGGAUUGGUUGGACCUGACCGUGCCAGGGUCAGCUGGUGUCUCUGCACCGGCCUCUAUCUUCUCCUCCAACUUCCUGGACUCUCACAAUUUGCAGUGGGACUGAGAGAAAAGAAGCUUCCGGUAAGAGGUAGAACUUCAGAGGUGGUGGAAGUCUUACAGUCACUGGGAGAGUCAGAGUUUUGGACCAGAUGGCCACAUGAUUACAGCACUAAAGAAUGGAGAAUUCUCUCAGCCUCCAUUAAGUCCAGAGUGUUGUUACUGGAUCUCUGUUAUAACUGUGUAACAGACACUGACCUUGAGUCCUUCAGCAACUGCAGUUUUUUUUUAUUUGGGCCUGUGUUGGUGGCCAGAUGUUUCAAAUAUGUGCACUGAUAACUGUCUUUGAAGACAGAAAGAAUGUCAGACAUUUCGUUAUUUUCCAACAUUUCCAAGAUA
This is a messenger RNA of Tachysurus vachellii, 3072 nucleotides long. It is a transcript of the gene mrtfbb, whose product is annotated as myocardin related transcription factor Bb. The record is from RefSeq and is a predicted model, not a curated record. Gene Ontology annotation, biological process: smooth muscle cell differentiation. Lineage: Eukaryota; Metazoa; Chordata; Actinopteri; Siluriformes; Bagridae. The transcript is spliced from 15 exons. The coding region runs from base 101 to 2740 and encodes 879 amino acids.